UCGAAGAAAAUGUUAAAGAAUCGUUGCUUCUUUGAGGUAUAGUGAAGACAGUGAUACACUUGUACGUUUUUUACAAUCAACUGAUAAAAAAAAUUGAAAACGAAAAUCUAAAUGAAAAGAAUGGAACAAUCAUCGACCUCAGUUACUACAUCGUCGGACAAUGGUACCGUCAAUAAAUCACGAACAAUAUCAGCACCACCAUCGGGAGAAUUGGCUGCAGCGGCAGCUGUUGCAUUAUCAUUACAUGGUGCAGUAAUAUCUAGCCUACAGCAAGCAGCUAUGUUGCCUGCAAAUUCUGCCGCAGCAGCUGCUCUUAAUCUCCAAGCACUUGAAUCAUAUUUAGCUUUUCAAAGGCUUACAAGCAAAGCAGAUGCAUUACGAUAUACAUCUUGUAGUCCAGUGCAACAUGCUUACAACAAUCAAUCACAAACCGGACAGCAACAGGCUAUUUUCCUCGAUCAAAUACUAACCAAUGAUGAACACACCAACGAUUUGAAAGACGUUGAUGAUUUAGCCUUACUUGACAAUGAAGAUAACAUUUCCUUUGAAUCGCCUGUCGAUUCGCCGACUGAUCUGACCCCAUCGUCAUCAUCAUUGUCACUGGACAAUGCACUACCCAGUUUGCUACUGAACACCGCCUAUCAUCAUCAUCAAAUGAACGAGGCCAUUCUUCAGCAUUCGCUCAAUUCAUCCAGUCCAACGGACAAAAAUGUUUCGACUCAGAAAAAAGCGUCGACAACGACGACAUCAUCAUCCGUUUCAGCAGUCACAACGACAACAGGCACCCAACGCCCCAAAAAGCAAUUUAUAUGCAAAUUUUGCAAUAGACAAUUUACAAAAUCGUAUAAUUUAUUGAUUCACGAACGCACCCAUACCGACGAACGACCAUAUUCAUGUGAUAUUUGCGGAAAAGCAUUCAGACGACAAGAUCAUCUGAGAGAUCAUAGAUACAUCCACUCAAAAGAGAAACCGUUCAAAUGCCUGGAAUGUGGCAAAGGUUUUUGCCAGUCACGAACGUUAGCUGUCCAUAAAAUACUGCACAUGGAGGAAUCGCCGCACAAAUGUCCAGUGUGCAAUCGAAGUUUCAAUCAGCGAUCUAACUUGAAAACCCACCUAUUAACACAUACCGACAUCAAACCGUACCAUUGUAUGGCCUGUGGCAAGGUAUUCAGAAGAAAUUGUGAUUUGCGAAGGCACAGUUUAACACAUAAUUUGGCGGGAAUUGCCACAAUCACAGAUCAUUCGAGAACUAGUGGAGCAACAUCAUCAUCAUCAUCUCCCAUGGGAACGAUUAACAGCACCACUAAUUUUGACGUAGUUGCUACACAGUAAUUCUGGUAGAUUGAUUAUUUCGGAAGAGACAAUAAACAUUUGAGAAAAACCGAAAGUUCUACUCUCACAUUGAAUCGGAGUAGAUUUUUCUAAUUUUUUUUUUUAUUUUGUUCAUAAUUUUAUUAGAAUUGCGAUUUGUGAUUAUUAAUUUUUUAAAUUAAAAAGUCUCUUAGAUGUUAAGAUAUAAUUCGAAUAUUAUUUUCAUAUGUACAAAAUGCAAUAAUAAAUUUUUUGAUACUUUCUAUUUA
Messenger RNA from Bradysia coprophila, 1580 nucleotides. It is a transcript of the gene sob, whose product is annotated as sister of odd and bowl. Gene Ontology annotation, molecular function: DNA-binding transcription factor activity, RNA polymerase II-specific; RNA polymerase II transcription regulatory region sequence-specific DNA binding. The record is from RefSeq and is a predicted model, not a curated record. Lineage: Eukaryota; Metazoa; Arthropoda; Insecta; Diptera; Sciaridae. Gene Ontology annotation, biological process: embryo development; regulation of transcription by RNA polymerase II; embryonic pattern specification. Gene Ontology annotation, cellular component: nucleus.